This is a messenger RNA of Melospiza melodia melodia, 4066 nucleotides long. RefSeq names its product DIX domain containing 1 (gene DIXDC1). Gene Ontology annotation, molecular function: frizzled binding. Bases 1039 to 2457 code for a protein of 472 amino acids. Gene Ontology annotation, cellular component: cytosol. NCBI's taxonomy places the organism in Eukaryota, Metazoa, Chordata, Aves, Passeriformes, Passerellidae. Gene Ontology annotation, biological process: canonical Wnt signaling pathway. The record is from RefSeq and is a predicted model, not a curated record. The transcript has 16 exons.
AGCAUUCCCUCCCCCACCCCCGAGCCAGGCAUCUCGGAGAAAGGCUGUGCCUGCACAGCCCGUGUGACAGCAGCAGGGACAGGGACAGCGACAGGGAGCCGUGCUGGGCUGGGAGAGCCUGGGCACAGCCUGCAUCCCCCUAAAGCCAGGAGAGCCUGGGCAGAGCCGGCAUCCCUCUGGAAGCUGGGAGAGCCUGGGCAGAGCCUGCAUCCCUCUGGAAGCUGGGAGAGCAUCCUGGGCACAGCUCACAUCCCUCUGGAAACCUGGGAGAGCCUGGGCAGAACCUGCAUCCCUCUGGAAGCUGAGAGAGCCUGGGCACAGCCUGCAUCCCCCUAAAGCCAGGGAGAGCCUGAGCAGAGCCUGCAUCCCUGUGGAAGCUGGGAGAGUCUGAGCAGAGCCUGCAUCCCUCUGGAAGCUGAGAGAGCCUGGGCAGAGCCUGUAUCCCUCUGGAAGCUGGGGAGAUCAGCUUGAGCAGAGCCUGAAUCCCUCUGGAAACUGUGAGAGCAGCCUGAGCACAGCCUGCAUCCCCCUAAAGCCGGGAGAGCAUCCCGAGCCCAUCCCGCAUCCCCCGGCAGCGCACGGGCCCCACACCUGCCGCAGCUCCUUCUUUCCCUCCCUCCUCGGCUGCUCGGCAGCGCAAGGAGGGCGGGAUGGGAUGAGGAACACCCCCGGCAAGCCCGGAGCCUUGUGAUGAGCACAGGCGGCUGUGCAGCGGAGCAAAAUGCAGCAGCAGCGGGAGGCGAAUAACGAGCGAGGGAAAGCAGCGGGAGCCGCGGGCAGGCUGCACGAUUCCCCCCCGGCUCCCGAGCCCAGCCCGUUCCCGGAGUUCCCUCUCGGCCGGAGGAGCCCCUGAGCCGGUUUUGUGUGUGUGUGUGUGUUUGUGCGUUGUUCCUGCCGGGAAUCUCCUCGGCGCUCGGGCUCGCAGAAUUUGCCCCGGAGUUUGGCAGGAGCUGAGCCCCGGGCGGUGGAGAAGGGAAGGAGGAAUGAGCAGAGCCGGGAUCCUGCGGAUUCUGUGAGGCCGCAGCUUCAAGUGGGAUCAUGGGAGGGAAGCAGGUCAAAUGCCUGACCUCACCCAGCCCCGUGCACAGUGCAAAGAGUGAAUCCACUGUAGCCCCCUCGGAGGAGAAGGAGAGGCUGGUGAUCCUCCAGGCUGAAGAAACGGAGCCUAAACCAGAAGAGGCCGAGGCUCACUUCCAGCCCGAGUGGCAGCCGGGCAGCUCUGGGUCCUACCUGGAGAGCUCAUGGGAGGAGCAGCUCCUGGAGCAGCAGGACCACCUGGAAAAGGAAAUGGAGGAGGCAAAGAAGAUGAUUUCGGGUUUGCAGGCUUUGUUGCUCAAUGGGUCUUUACCUGAGGAUGAGCAGGAGGGGUCCUUUGAGCUUUCAGAGCGUGGAGCCUGCCCUGAGGAGCAGCUGAUCAUCAUCCGGAGCCGCCUGGACCAGAGCGUGGAGGAAAAUCAAGAUCUGAAGAAGGAGCUGCUGAAAUACAAACAAGAAGCUCGGAACCUCCAGGGAAUAAAGGACGCCCUGCAGCAGAGGCUGCUCCAGCAGGACGCCGCAGUGCUGCAGCUCAAGCAGGAGCUGCUGAGAGCCAACAUGGACAAGGAGGAGCUGCACAACCAGAACGUUGACCUCCAGAGGAAGGUUGAAGAGAGGAACCGGCUCCUGGCAGAGUACAAAAAGGAGCUGUGCCAGAAGGAGCGGCACCUGCAGCAGCAGCAGAGCAAGCUGGAUGAGAUGCUCAGGCAGCUUUCUGAGGCCAGCUACCAGCAGGUGGAUUUGGAGCGGGAGCUGGAGCACAAGGAGGCCCUGCUGGCUCACUGCAUGAAGAGAGAGGCUGAGGAGGUGAUGGCUUUCAGCAGUCACAGUGCCCAGAGCAAUGGCUUUCUGCAGCCAGCAGGAAAAGGAGCCGCUCCCCCAGCCCACCGAGGGACCAGUGACCUGCAGCUGGUGCGGGACGCGCUGCGCAGCCUCAGGAACAGCUUCAGCGGGCACGACCCGCAGCACCACACCAUCGACAGCCUGGAGCAGGGCAUCUCCAGCCUCAUGGAGCGCCUGCACCGCAUGGAGACGCACAGGAGGCAGGACAGGAGGGUGAGGGGGAAAUCACCCGCAAGCAGAGCAACCAACGAGUGCAGAGACUCCUGGCCUCCCAAAUCCAAGCUGCCUCACUCUCAGAGCACGCCCGUGAUGAGCACCAGUGCCUGCACCAAAGUGUUGUACUUCACCGACCGCUCCCUCACCCCCUUCAUGGUCAGCAUACCAAAGAGGUUAGGGGAAGUGACUCUGAAGGAUUUCAAGGCAGCCAUUGAUAGGGAAGGAACCCAUCGGUACCACUUCAAAGCCCUGGACCCAGAGUUUGGCACAGUGAAGGAGGAGGUGUUCCAUGACGACGACAUCAUUCCUGGCUGGGAGGGGAAAAUCGUGGCCUGGGUGGAAGAAGACCACGGGGAGAAUUAAUGGAGCUUUCCAGCCCUGUUUCUAUGGAAACCUGUGACUGUCUGCAGAGCUCAGAGAGUGACCAAGGAGCCCAAGUGCUGGGAGGAGGCCAAUUCAAGCUGCCAAAAUAGAGCCUCUGUGCCAGCCACGGGUGGUGCAGGCUGUGUGCAUGGACAGCUGGCACCUGAGUGCCCGUGCCCAGGGGCAGCUGCUGUCCUGAGGCUGCAGGGAUGGCUCUGUGGGACAGAAACACCCGGCUCAGCCCUGCCAGCAACACCCUGGAGGCCUUAAGGAUGCUUUGCCCCCUUCUCCUCCAUCCCUGCACCGUGUGCUGUGGGCUCAGCUGGGCAUCUCCUGUGCUGCUGUCAUAGAAAACUGCACUGAUGGUGAAAAUGCGAAGCUUUGCCUUCAUGGAGAAGAGGUUGCUGGAUUGUGGGAGCUGAAGCUGGACCAGCUGUUGUCCUGCAGGAGCAGAGUGACUCUGUGGACAUUGCAGGCUGACAGGACCUGCUCUGGGUGGGGGAAGAGUCCUCUAGAGGGUUGGUGCAUGGUCUGAAACAAAGCUCACCAACCUUUCUCCCAAACUGAGGCUCCCAGCCCUGCUUUCCCCACUUCCCAAAGCUGUUCCCAUUUCCGAGCCCCUCGGGGUUUGCUCUGCAGCUCUGGGGACUGUGGGAUCUUGGUGUUUGUUUGUUUGCUGAAGGAUUUCACAGGUGGGGGAGCUGGAAUCAGCUGCUCCCUGAGGUCUUUGCACCACUGUCCUUGCUGAGCCUCUGUCCCCGUGCUCCUGCCCUCGCUGCUGUCACCUCCUGUGCACAGGCAUCCCCUGCUGCUGUCCCCGCUGCAAGGGCCACCGAGCACUUACCCACACCAGUUCCUUGCUAUGCUGAGUCCUGAAGGAUCAGGAGAGAACUGCUGGGGGAAUAACAAGCCCUACAAUCCCCCAAGGGAGGGGUUUUCCCUUUGGUUUUGUGGUUUUGUUUCUCUACAUUGCCCAUGGGCUUGGGAGGUCAAAUGGGCUCUGCUCCUUCCCAGCUCCUGUGGGACUGUCUGUGUGUGCUGUGCAUGAGGCUGGGAGAGGGGGCAGCCUGGUUUUACUGUUUUAUAUUAACAUGUCCUUUUGUAAACCUGUUCUUGAAAUUAUUUUGUACCGAUUCACAUUUGUCUGAGGACUGUGGAUUAUUUUUAUACUAGUGCAAGUGCUCUCUGUAUAUUUCUGCACGCAUUAUACUGUGUUUUACUCCUUUCCUGGUGGAUGCUGAGAUGUUUUGUAUCGUCUUCUGUUGACACAACACUGGCCUUGUAAUUUUACCUUAUUAUGGAAAUCCAACUGGUUGAUACUGGGUUUUAUAUCAAGGUUCCUAUGUGGUUUUGUGCCACAUUGGCACAACACAAGCUGCCUCCUGUUCUGGACAAUUUGUGUGACUUUCUACUUACAGACAGCGGGACGAAAGUUCAUCAAUGAACAGGUUAAUUAACGAGGGAAAUACAUCCCUUUGGAAAAGAAACCAUGAUUUUCUUUCUCCCCUGGACACAGUUUCUCUGUUGCAUGGUCUCUAGUGAAGAGGGCAUGGGCUUGUGAUACUGAGAUCAAUUGUAUUUGAAUUGCAAACUUCUCACAAGUGUUUCA